GUUUCUCGCUCGAAAGAAAUCUGCUAGUACUUGCUUUUCAGAUAGCGAAUGCGGUGGAUUUUCUUGCUAUUGCCAUUCCUUUACCAUCUUGGGACCUGUCAGAAUCUCAGCGCUUUAUGUGGGUCACCAACCGCACAAGCAACGUGUGGACAGUGCAUAAAACAACAUCCAGACUGUGCAUGGUGCCGGGACCCGCACACCAGCCUCCAAAAUCGAUGCCAACCUCGAUCCGCAUUCAAAACUGAGACUUGCGAUCCCACCUACGUUUACUCGCCCACGACCGAAGUGCGCAUUGGACCCCAGAAUUUGCCGCUUGGAUCGCCUCUAGCCGGGAAGACUACGGUACAGAUCGAGCCCCAGCAAGUUGUACUACGAAUGAAGCCAGGCGACACAUUGGAUGUGCAAUAUAAGUACGUACACAAGCAACCCGCACCUGGAUACGACGUGAGAGAGUUCAUGGUUCAAACAAGCGAAUUCAAGAAAUUUGGUGUCGACAUGAAGUUCUUCGUCAACUGCGACGGAAGAGAAGUGGAAGGAAAGAGAUGUCCAAUGCUGAAGGAAGGACAGAAAGUAAACUUCAAGAUCAAAGUUACUCUCCUCGAAUGUCGCGAUGGUGGUGACGUCGCCAUCUCCGUGGGUGUCUACGGUUACAGAACAGUUUCCGCGCUCUACAUUACUCCUCUCUGUGGAUGCGAGUGUGAAAAACCAGCUCAGCAGGAAAAGAAUUCUCCACUCUGCCAUCAGCAUGGAAACCUCAUCUGUGGGCAGUGCGAGUGUGAAGCAACAAGGGGAGGAGACAAAUGCGAAUGCCCACUGGCAAGCUACGGAGUCAAGAAUGCGAUCGAGUUGGAGGAUCGCUGCAGAGAAAAACCCGGAUCCCCCAUCUGCUCUGGCCAUGGAAUGUGUCGCUGUGGACAGUGUCAGUGCAAUGCGCAAACGAUCACUGGACGAUUCUGCCAAUGCGAUCAUGCGUCCUGUCCAACUGAUGCUAAUGGACGACAGUGCAGCGGCAAUGGAGUUUGCGAGUGCGGAAAAUGCAGAUGCGAAGACGGUUGGGAAAGAGACGAUUGCUCGUGUAGCACCGACGAUAGCACAUGUAUGGAGAACGGAGUCGAAUGCUCUAACCAUGGGCAUUGCGAGUGCGGACGGUGCGUCUGCGAUGAAGGUUUCAAUGGUGCGCGAUGUGGUGCUGCUGAUGAAAUAGUGACGAUGAGUCCGCCCGAAGAGGAGGAGAUGCCAGAAGAAGAGCCCAAGGAUCCUGUUGGAGCGGCGGAACCCACAACAGUGGAGGAAGACGUUCAGAAUAUGGCAGAGGAUCCAGUGUCACAAGAGGACAACAAUGCAGUCGAAAGCACAGAGAGUGACUACCCAUCAGAGGCGGAAACAGCGGAGGAAUCAAUGACGUCAUCAGCAGUAUUAGUAUCCCUCACCACCAUUGCGCUUGCAUUCGCUUUCAUCUGAAAUUUCUCUUCCGAAAGCGAUUAUUGUUAAAAUUAUUGUAGUUUUCGAACUUUUAGUUCCUGCGGUUUGUGCUAAUGCUAACACUCUUUAAACUACUUAGAGAGAGCAUAAUUAUGCAUUAGCUUUGAUAGCCCAGCAGUGCGGUUGAAAUGAGUGCCUUUUGUAUUAUCAACUGUUAUACCUCGCAAAUCCACAGUUGAUCCAGCGAUUUCACGGUUUGCGUCACUUUAAUAUUCGAUAUUCUGCACCAAAUUUCAUAAAGCAGAAGGUCGGUCACGUGUUUGUUGUGUGGAUGGCCACGUGUGUCCUAUAUGAGUAACGCGAGAAGAUCCGUAUUCUUAUGUAUGUAGCCAUUAAGCAUUUGGCGAUUUCUCAGUAUUUUGAUUUGUAUGUAUGCCCUCAUUAGAGCCGUUGUCAUCUUCAUAUUUUUUUGUAUAUAACUAUUUUCUCAUGUAACAAAUGAAUGUCCAUAAACACAGGCAAAGAUUUGUUGAGCAUGGUUUAGAUGUGUU
Messenger RNA from Cylicocyclus nassatus, 1973 nucleotides. NCBI's taxonomy places the organism in Eukaryota, Metazoa, Nematoda, Chromadorea, Rhabditida, Strongylidae. The record is from the annotation of a GenBank genome assembly.